Messenger RNA from Carassius carassius (crucian carp), 1709 nucleotides. Its product is annotated as tubulin alpha-1A chain-like. The transcript is spliced from 4 exons. Gene Ontology annotation, molecular function: GTP binding; structural constituent of cytoskeleton. Gene Ontology annotation, biological process: mitotic cell cycle; microtubule cytoskeleton organization. Gene Ontology annotation, cellular component: cytoplasm; microtubule. Bases 137 to 1492 code for a protein of 451 amino acids. Lineage: Eukaryota; Metazoa; Chordata; Actinopteri; Cypriniformes; Cyprinidae. The record is from RefSeq and is a predicted model, not a curated record.
UUCAGAAGAUGUAUUUUGUUGUUCAUAAGCUGAGCCACUCCCUCCUGCAGCUUGCUCUGUCAUAGCGACAUCUCCAUCUUCUCUGCAGUGAGAUCAGCACAUAUCAGCGUCUGCAGCAGCUGGGAACAACGACAAAAUGCGUGAGUGUAUUUCCAUUCAUGUGGGUCAAGCCGGUGUCCAGAUUGGCAAUGCCUGCUGGGAACUUUACUGCCUUGAGCAUGGGAUUCAGCCGGAUGGACAGAUGCCCAGUGAUAAGACCAUUGGUGGAGGGGAUGACUCCUUCAACACUUUUUUCAGUGAGACAGGAGCUGGCAAGCAUGUUCCCAGGGCCGUGUUUGUAGAUCUGGAGCCCACUGUGAUUGAUGAGGUUCGCACCGGAACUUACCGUCAGCUUUUCCACCCUGAGCAGCUGAUCACUGGAAAGGAGGAUGCAGCUAACAACUACGCUCGUGGCCAUUACACUAUUGGCAAAGAAAUCAUUGAUCUGGUUCUUGACAGGAUUCACAAACUGGCUGACCAGUGCACUGGACUUCAGGGCUUCUUGGUGUUCCACAGCUUUGGAGGAGGAACUGGUUCUGGUUUCACCUCUUUACUGAUGGAGCGCCUUUCUGUUGAUUAUGGAAAGAAGUCCAAACUUGAGUUCUCCAUCUACCCAGCUCCACAGGUGUCUACUGCUGUGGUGGAGCCCUACAACUCCAUUCUUACCACCCACACCACCCUCGAGCACUCAGAUUGUGCUUUCAUGGUCGACAAUGAGGCCAUCUAUGACAUCUGCCGUAGAAACCUCGAUAUCGAGCGUCCCACUUACACCAACCUUAAUAGGCUGAUAGGUCAGAUUGUGUCCUCCAUUACUGCCUCCCUACGGUUUGAUGGCGCCUUGAAUGUUGACUUAACUGAGUUUCAGACAAACUUGGUGCCGUAUCCACGUAUCCAUUUUCCUUUAGCAACUUACUCUCCUGUGAUCUCAGCUGAGAAAGCUUACCAUGAGCAGCUCUCAGUGGCUGAGAUCACUAAUGCUUGCUUUGAGCCAUCUAAUCAGAUGGUCAAAUGUGACCCACGUCACGGCAAGUACAUGGCUUGUUGUCUGUUGUACCGUGGUGAUGUUGUACCUAAAGAUGUAAAUGCUGCUAUUGCCACCAUAAAGACCAAGCGCAGCAUUCAGUUUGUGGACUGGUGUCCAACUGGUUUCAAGGUUGGUAUCAACUACCAGCCCCCUACCGUUGUACCUGGUGGUGAUUUGGCUAAGGUACAGCGAGCUGUGUGCAUGCUAAGCAACACCACUGCUAUUGCAGAGGCUUGGGCCAGACUUGAUCAUAAGUUCGAUCUGAUGUAUGCUAAGCGUGCCUUUGUGCACUGGUAUGUAGGUGAAGGUAUGGAGGAGGGAGAGUUCUCCGAGGCUAGAGAAGACAUGGCAGCUCUGGAGAAAGAUUAUGAGGAGGUGGGUGUAGAUUCAGUCGAGGGAGAAGGAGAAGAGGAGGGAGAGGAGUAUUAGAUUUCCUUCAUUGUCAUGCUUUCUCCAGAAUGAAAAUGAAUAGCAGGUAGCCUUUAGACCAAAUAAUUUCACAAGUAAAUGUUCUGCCUACUUGGUUUUAGCUUGAAUGUGUGUAAUUUGCUGACAAAUGUUACAACGAAAACUAAUUGGGUAUAUUCUGUGUGCUUUUUUUGUUUGUUCGUUUGUUUAAGGAACUUAAUAAAAACCUUAAAAUGAG